CCCUUACACCCAUGACUGAGUCCAGCUGGAUGGAUGAGUGUUUCACCCCCUCCACCUGCCCUGGGACACCAGAUGCAACUCUGGAACUGCCCACACAGCAGCCCUCUGCUGUCGAGCGACUAUCUGCUUCAGGCCAAGUAGGACGCUCAACUUGACUCUCCCAAAAUAAGCUGCUGGCAUAAACCUUUAAUACCCCAUGUGGUCUUUCUAUUUCAUCAUGUGGCCUAAGAUAUUAAUUAUCUCUGACAAUAAUGGCAGAACAGCUGUGUCAGAUAAUUGUUCAAGCAGAAUGUAUCUUUAGUUGCUGAAACCAGCUUGUUUUGGGAACUGUGCAAAAGUACAAAAACACAAAAAAGUGUCUUGAUGACAAGAAAUUCCUCCGUCUAUGUGGUGUGAUGCAUGUGGUGUCAUUGCAAAGCAAUUGCAAAAUGGCUUGAGGGAAAAAUCUCCCUGUUGAGACUUGUGACUGAUGUUGAAAGCUUUGCUCAAAGGGAUGUUUCCUCACGCCUCUACUCGCCUCAGUCGACAUUGCUAUGUUAGUCACAGGGCCUGGCCUGUCAUGUUUAGGCAACCAAUGGUUGAUGCAAAGAAUGUGUUUUAACCACCGAUGAUGUCGAUGUAAAAACAGUAGGGUGGAAAUUUUUCUUUUUUUGCUAAUGCAUUUAUGCCCUAAGAACGUGCACAUGUGAUUAAUUAAUGGUUUGGCACGUGCAGACUUAUGUGUAAGCAUUUUGGGAUAGACCUACUGUAUGUUGUCUCGACUUUAGCUAUCCAGCAUGCAGUACCACAGAUACCUGAGUUUAGUAGUUUUAAGUAGAUUUGACAGUAGAGAAUGACCUUGAAUGGAAUGGAGGCCUGUGCUUGGUUUCUGCAAACCCAUUUGACUGCAUACACGAGUAGCCUGACAAAACAAAAGUAUAUUCUGGAGCCAGAGCUUGAGCAUUUUUGCCGCUUGAAUGAGACCUCUUGUGCUGGGCUUGUCGUGCUUGUGCUUGUGACCCAACAUGGACUUUCGGUUGAUUGGCACAACCCCAGCUUCCCACACCUCCUUGUAUCAUCUACUCUCCAGCUCAAGUCGGUUAUCCGCCGCACCAAAGAGACCUCCAAUGUCCAUCCAAUGUUCAGAGAGGGAAUGUUGCGACGUAAAAUGGGACCUAUUAUUGUGAAUAAGAGCAACUCGCAAGACCGACUCAUUGAGGAGCUACAGGGGAAACUGGGAAUAGGGAGAGUGGAGCGCAGGCGUAAACAACAGCCAGAUGAUUGGAUGACAGAGGGAGUCAUUGUCAUGUCCAACCCACAGCGAACACGGGAAGAAGGCGCCCAUCCAUCUGUGGAUAAGAUCGUCAUCCCUCCAGAAUCACCUGCCCCACAGAGAAAAGUCCUCCCCCCUCCGCAAUCUCCCCCAGCACCCAAAAAGCCACCCCCAGUUAAGCAGACUCCUCCGCCACUACCUCCUCCCCCUCCCACCCCUCCCCCUCCUCGAGAACCUACCCCUCCUCCCCCAAAGGAGCCCACUCCUCCCCCCAAGGAGCCCACGGCUCCCUCUGUCCAGCCCCCUCCGUCACCUAGCCCCCCUCCCAAGCCCAUCACGCCACCUCCGCCUCCCAAGGUCUUUGUUUCAGUGGGUUGUCAGACCGAGUACGACCCCAUCUUCCCACCAAUGCAGGCACGGAUCACCUCAUACUCUCUUCCCACUUUCUAUCGGCCACUUUCUUUUACACGUUGAGUUGUUUUACUUGCGUGUGUUUGCAGGUUAUUUGGCUCAAAUCCAAGCAGUUGCAAUGUUGUAUGCUACUCUGUAUUUAUGUGAUCUAUAUAAUUUGUCUGGUCAUUGGCUCUGUUUUUGACCACUGGAGUCCAUUCAUGGCAAGUUGCAACAGGUAACCUCUUUAAGCUUUGUCUGAGAUCCAGUCAGUUCAGGUUAUGAGUGGUGCUGAUAUUCAGGCUACAGAGAGUAGAGAGUCCUUUUUCUAAUUCUGACAUCUGACGGCACUAAGGGCUGUGAGUUCAGAGUGGAGUGGAGAAUUUAAGAGCUUGCAGGCAUGAGGAGUGAAACCCCCUGCCUCCCCUGCCAUGUUCCCGUUACACUAACUGUCCUGCCAUGCGCAGGAAUGGUAGGCUCGCAGUGCAACUGAAACUUAAUCUGCCACAUGACAGCACAGUUACCACCACAAUUAUAGCAUCUCCCACAGGACUUCCGUCAACAGGUCCCACUAGGUUAGAUACCAGCAUGUUGAAGUUGAAUGCCAUGUUCCGUCACCUCUUUUAGAAUCCAUGGUGUCUUUUUUGGAGUAGUUUCGGUAAAGACUUGUAGAAUAGUAGAUUGAUAUGACUACAAGAGUAUAAUUGCAUUCAGGUCAAAGGCCCAGUGAGAUGCCUGGCUAUUUUAUUUGGUCAAAUGUAAGCUGGGUCAUUUUGCGUGUGAGUGUGAGGGAGCAGAGGCACUAUUUUCUCUCUCAGAGGAAUGUAAAAGUCAUGAAGCUCCAAUAACCACAUCAUCUAAAAAGGUCUGUGUUUGCUUACAUUACAGUAGCCGGACACAUUCACACACACAAUGUUGAUAUAAGAAAGUCUUCAUCAAAGACUGCAGACAAGCAUUAGGGUUGAUGAUGUGAACAUAUUUUGUCCAUGGCUUGUCUUGGUAUUUUCUCUCUGUCUGUUCUCUGUCUAGCUGAAAGAGGAGACCACCAUCGAAAUUGUUCUCUUGUUGUACUACCAGCAAUUCAGGGAGAGAAUAUUGUAGCAAAAGAAUUACAAAGGCAUUUACUUCAAAUAAUUAUAUUAGGUUAAAAAUGUAUGUAAUACAUCAAGGAGGUAAGUCCAAAAAAAUCAUCCAAAAUGAUGAGAACAUAUGCUGAACACAGGAACACUGACGGAACAGUUGAUCCACGCAAACAAUUAUGUUACAAACUAUGACUGCAACACUAACUGUGGAUCUGAUUCAAGACUGCUGACUGCCAUACCCUUCCGCAAAGAAGUAUUAACUGCAAUGCUGUUUAUCGAAGUGUUUGUCAACCUGGCAUAAAUCAGAAUGAUAUAGUGAAGCCACUUUGGUCUUCCAUCUC
Molecule: messenger RNA, 3065 nt
Organism: Micropterus salmoides (largemouth bass)
Lineage: Eukaryota; Metazoa; Chordata; Actinopteri; Centrarchiformes; Centrarchidae
Product: formin-like protein 14
Exons: 2
Coding region: 833-1726 (297 amino acids)
Source: RefSeq, a predicted model, not a curated record